UGUAAGCAGUACCGGAGGGGGGAGGUGGAGGCGGAGGAUUAGGUGGCGACGCAGUGACGUUGCUCUCCGUUCAAAUCCCCGCAAUCAGCUGCGAUAUGAGGUGUACAUCCUCGCUCUAGCGGAGGUAGGGUGGGAGAAAGGGGGGAAAAUCCGAGGAACGGUCUGCCUACACAGAAGCAUCAUGGCACCGAUCGGGCUGAAGGCGGUGGUCGGAGAAAAGAUUAUGAAUGAUGUCAUCAAGAAGGUGAAGAAGAAGGGAGAAUGGAAGGUGCUGGUUGUGGACCAGCUCAGCAUGAGAAUGCUGUCCUCUUGCUGCAAGAUGACCGAUAUCAUGACAGAGGGCAUCACUAUUGUUGAAGACAUUAACAAGCGGCGUGAGCCUCUGCCCAGCCUGGAGGCCAUUUACCUCAUCACUCCUACCUAUGAUUCUGUGCAGGGACUCAUCUCAGACUUCAGAGAUCCACAAGCCCCCAAGUACCGAGGAGCCCACGUCUUCUUCACUGACUCAUGUCCGGAUCCCCUAUUCAAUGAUCUGGUGAAGUCCCGCACCUCCAAAACCAUCAAGACUCUCACUGAGAUCAACAUCGCCUUCCUGCCCUAUGAAUCACAGGUGUUUUCUCUGGACAGUGCAGAUACCUUCCAAAGCUUCUACAGCCCCCUCAAGGCGCAGAUGAAGAAUCCGGCGAUGGAGCGGCUGGCAGAACAGAUCGCCACGCUCUGCGCCACACUAAAGGAGUACCCUGCCGUGCGAUACCGCGGGGAGUACAAAGACAACGCCACUCUGGCUCAGCUGCUUCAGGAUAAACUGGACGCGUACAAGGCUGAUGACCCCACCAUGGGGGAGGGCCCGGAUAAAGCUCGCUCCCAGCUGAUCAUCCUGGACCGGGCCUUCGACCCGGUCUCCCCGGUCCUGCACGAGCUCACGUUCCAGGCCAUGGGCUACGACCUGCUGCCCAUCGAGAACGACGUCUACAAAUACGAGACCAGUGGAAUGGGCGACACCCGUGAGAAGGAGGUGCUGCUGGACGAGGAUGACGACCUCUGGCUGACCCUGCGGCACAAGCACAUCGCGGAGGUGUCCCAGGCUGUGACUCGCUCCCUGAAGGAGUUCUCUGCUAGCAAAAGGAUGAACACUGGAGAGAAGACCACCAUGAGGGACCUGUCUCAGAUGCUGAAGAAGAUGCCUCAGUACCAGAAGGAGCUGAGCAAGUACUCCACUCACCUGCACCUGGCUGAGGACUGCAUGAAGCACUACCAGGGCACCGUGGACAAGCUGUGUCGCGUUGAGCAGGACCUGGCAAUGGGCACGGACGCCGAGGGGGAGAAGAUCAAGGACCCCAUGAGGGCCAUCGUUCCCAUCCUGCUGGACGCCAACGUCACCACCUACGACAAGAUCCGCAUCAUCCUGCUCUACAUCUUCCUGAAGAACGGCAUCACGGAGGAGAACCUGAAUAAGCUGAUCCAGCAUGCGCAGAUUCCUCCAGAAGAAAGCGAGAUCAUCACCAACAUGGCUCACCUGGGAGUGCCCAUCAUCUCUGACUCCACCCUGCGACGUGGUAAGAAGCAGGACCGUAAGGAGCGUAUCAGUGAGCAGACCUAUCAGCUGUCCCGAUGGACCCCUCUGAUUAAGGACAUCAUGGAGGAUGCUAUUGAGGACAAACUGGACACCAAGCACUACCCCUACAUCUCCACACGCCCCUCCUACUCCUCCUCUGGAACCACCGCGGUCAGUGCCCGCUACGGCCAUUGGCACAAGAACAAGACCCCCGGGGAGUACCGCACGGGCCCGCGCGUCAUAGUGUUCAUCAUCGGGGGCAUGUCCUUCAGCGAGAUGCGCUGUGCCUACGAGGUCACGCAGGCCAACGGCAAGUGGGAGGCUAUCAUCGGCUCCACCCACGCACUCACCCCCACCAAAUUUCUAAACGGCCUGCAGCACCCCGACUUCCAGGACCCCAAUAGGGAGUCCUUUGAGGAAGCCGAGCCUGAACCCGAGGACUGAGAGGGGGAGAGAGAGGGAGAGAGAACGCUGACGAAGUAAAGGCAGCCAUUCAAAAGAAGCCCUUUCUGAUAUCUCCCCCUCCCGUAACAUACAUCCAACAUAAGGGCUUUUCCUUCCCACCAUGUCCUCUGUGACACUCUCCCGUUACUAUGACCACUCAGGGAUGGGUGUCAGUCACC
Molecule: messenger RNA, 2178 nt
Organism: Megalops cyprinoides (Indo-Pacific tarpon)
Lineage: Eukaryota; Metazoa; Chordata; Actinopteri; Elopiformes; Megalopidae
Gene: stxbp1b
Product: syntaxin binding protein 1b
Exons: 19
Coding region: 182-1999 (605 amino acids)
Biological process (GO): neurotransmitter secretion; vesicle-mediated transport; intracellular protein transport
Cellular component (GO): plasma membrane; secretory granule
Molecular function (GO): syntaxin binding
Source: RefSeq, a predicted model, not a curated record